AUGCAAUGCAAUCGUUGUACCCCCGCCUCAUCUUGGCUCCCUGGGCCUGGGCAGGGCACCGCUAUAAAAGCAUACCGCGUCGUCCCUCAGGUACGUAGUGUUUUCCCGUGUUCUGCACAAGAAAAAUCGCCCACAAUGAAGUUCGUCAUUGUUCUGUUCGCCGUCAUGGCUGCUGCUAACGCCUACCCUGGAAUCAUACCGUACUCUGCACCGGUACAUGCUCCGGAAGUACACCAAGUACUCCAGAUCCCGCAGCAGCAAUCGAUCCCACCCCCACAUCCCCAGCCGUUGAACAUUAAGAUCCCCCACAUCUCCUCCUCCAGAAUCCCAUACGCGGUGCCCAAGAUCGUCCAUCCCCACCUUAUCGGUGUCGAACAGUACGUGGAGCCCGUGAAGAUCGUCAAGGCCGCCCCUGUCUCUCAUCAUCCCUGGGAUUAAGGUUCCGCAUGGCACCCAAUGAACCCGCUGGUCCAGGGUGAUCCAUCCUGGACGAGUCGUCCUGAGGUGCAUCCGGAGUAGCGAUUACGAACAACGAUAACCAC
This is a messenger RNA of Habropoda laboriosa, 542 nucleotides long. RefSeq lists its product as uncharacterized. The transcript has 3 exons. Lineage: Eukaryota; Metazoa; Arthropoda; Insecta; Hymenoptera; Apidae. The record is from RefSeq and is a predicted model, not a curated record. Bases 1 to 438 code for a protein of 145 amino acids.